UGUAAGUGCCUUGACUACUCUCCGACAUCCAGGACUCCACGAGCUUCCCGUCAAACACACAACCUGAUUCGAAGAUUUUUCGAGCGAUACGCCAAGAGUAAACGACAAUGGCCGAUGGCUCGCAAUUUACGAUACCGCCGUUCCCCUCGAACGAGACGAUAAAUCCCCAUGCCUACCAUUCGAGGAAUGUUAGCAAAUCUUCGUGCCCGGGCCUGAGUUCGAGCAUCUGGAUGGUCCUCGGUGGCAUGUUUCUGGCGGCUCGUAUGUUGUGGUUGACUCUGCCGUCCACAAAACCCAAACAGAUCGACCAGCUGGGGCUGCGGACAGGCGUUGGGGAGCGGGCAGAGGUGGAUCGCCGGAUACACAACUUGAGGUCGAAGCGGUGGCACCGGAACCGGCACUUUCUGAGGUUCAAGCAGCCCAACAAUCGACGUAUCCAUAUGGAUUAUAGCCAGCCGCGAUAUCUGCCCAGAUAACUGGCACAUAAAAUGGGGAAAUUACUUGUUCUUCAGAGUUUUUGGUCUUCAAAUAAAAUAAAUUCUCCUUGGAAAUA
Messenger RNA from Drosophila miranda, 553 nucleotides. RefSeq lists its product as uncharacterized. The coding region runs from base 108 to 476 and encodes 122 amino acids. The record is from RefSeq and is a predicted model, not a curated record. The transcript is spliced from 2 exons. NCBI's taxonomy places the organism in Eukaryota, Metazoa, Arthropoda, Insecta, Diptera, Drosophilidae.